AUGGACGCCACUGCCGGCCAAGAAAGUCUGGUGAAGAAAUUGUAUGUCUGUUCAACAACCAAGAACAAGAGGCAAAGAAACAAAAUUGGGAACCCCACAUCAAUCAACCAAACCAAAACGCAACUUAUUGCAAGAUUCCAAACAGGCUGCUUGUUUUUCCUUGAGACCAACUGCGAGAAUUAUUUACAAAAUCUAAUUAAGAGAUAUGACGAAUAA
This is a messenger RNA of Dovyalis caffra, 216 nucleotides long. The record is from the annotation of a GenBank genome assembly. Lineage: Eukaryota; Viridiplantae; Streptophyta; Magnoliopsida; Malpighiales; Salicaceae.